Molecule: messenger RNA, 2381 nt
Organism: Striga asiatica
Lineage: Eukaryota; Viridiplantae; Streptophyta; Magnoliopsida; Lamiales; Orobanchaceae
Source: the annotation of a GenBank genome assembly
CUUGGGUCUACAUCUACUUUAUUAAAAACUAAAAAAUAAAAAUUUUAAAUUAAACAUGCUGUGGGCCCACACAACUAUCCACCAAGCAAGCAUAAAUUUCUCCCAUUUUUAUUAGCCCACACAGCAAAAAAUUGCAGAGGCGCGUUUGAGCUACAGUGGUCGAUACAUACAAUUUCUGUUUUCGUUUUGUUUGGAGAGGAUGACUAUCGGCGCCGGAGAAGAAAUAUCGGCGGCGGAGGUCCCUCUGCUCAACGACGUCGUCCCGAGGUCCAUGGACUUCAGGGGGCGGCCCUCCGUCCGAUCGAAGUCCGGCUGCUGGAAAUCCGCCUCGUUCAUCAUAGGAGCUGGAGUGGCGGAGAGGCUGUCGUACUACGGAAUAAGCAUGAAUCUGGUGAACUACCUGACCGGAAAGCUGGGGCAGCCGACGGCGACGGCGGCGUCUGUACUGAACGCGUGGUAUGGAACGGCGUCGCUUUUGCCAAUUUUGGGCGCGUUUAUAGCAGAUUCGUUCACCGGGAGGUUUCGUAUGAUCAUCGCGUCCUGCGUGCUUUACGUGACGGGACUCAGCUUCCUUUCCCUGUCGGCCGUACUCCGUUCGGCUGACGCCUCUAAAUGCAAUCCCGCCGCAAAUUACACUGCCAGCUGUACCCCUAACCAUCUCCAGCUCACAUUCUUCUUCUUCUCUCUCUACCUAGUCGCCAUAGCACAAGGCGGGCUCACGCCAUGCGUGCAGGCCUUCGGGGCCGACCAAUUUGACGAGGACGACGAGGAUGAAUCCGAAUCCAAGAGCUCGUUUUUCAACUGGUGGUACUGUUUCUCGUCGGGGUGUAUAGUCGUGCCCCUAUUUGCCCUCACCUACAUUCAGGACAACGUGAGUUGGGAGCUCGGGUUCGGUAUUCCGGCCGUUGUCAUGUGCCUUACCUUGGUUCUGUUCUUGGUCGGGUGCCCGACCUACCGGUUCCGGGUCAACCCGGGCGGGAUGAACCCGUUCGUGCGGAUAACUAUAGUUUUCGUGAAGGCCGUCAGAAACUGGCGCAGCGCAACCCCCGAGCCUGAGUUGUGCGAAGAGGAAGGAGUUCUUCCGCGUACCGGUUCUCAAUUCAGGUUUCUCGACAAAGCAUUGCUGACGCGAGACGGCUGGGCAGAGGACGACAACAAGGUAUGCUCGGUUGGUGACGUGGAGGACGCGCGGUCGAUCCUCCGACUGAUCCCCAUAUGGUUCGCGUGCCUCGGCUACUCGAUCGUGUACGCCCAACCGGCGGCCCUCUUCACGAAGCAGGUAGCGACAAUCGACCGGCGAGUCACCCCGUCUUUCGAGAUGCCGGCCGCCUCGAUCCAGCUCUGCUUCAUCUCCGCCGUCGUGAUGGUCUCCCUCCCGCUCUACGACCGGGCCCUCGUCCCCCUCGCCCGCAAAAUUACCAAAACGCCCUCUGGCAUCCCGACCCUUGGCCGCAUCUCGUUCGGCCUCCUCCUCUCCCUCUCCUCCAUCGUGAUCGCGGCCCUCGUCGAGCAGCACCGCCUCUCGACUGCCCGGGACCACGGUCUAGCCGACCUCCCGGGGGCCGUGGUCCCGAUGAGCGUGUGGUGGUUCGCGCCCCAAUACGUAUUGUCCGGGGUAGCUGACGUUUUCGCGAUGGUCGGCUUGCAAGAGUUUUUCUAUGGGGAAGUGCCGGCCGAGCUCAAGAGCGUGGGGCUUGCCAUGUACCUUAGCAUACUCGGGAUCGGGAGUCUGCUCAGCAGCUUCCUCAUCUCGUCGUUACAGGCGGCGACGAGCCGUGGGGGCCGACCCGGAUGGUUUGCGGACGAUUUGAACCGGGCCCACCUCGACUACUUCUACUGGAUGCUGGCUGGGAUGAGCGCGCUCGGGUUCGUCGCCUUCACGUGCUUCACCAGGUCGUAUGUGUAUAGAAGAACCAAGGUUCAUUUGUAAAAAAUGACACGAAAAAACGAAAAAAAAAAAAGAGAAAACAAAAAGGAAAAAGGAUCGCGCGUUUUUUGGUUUUGUUUUCGACACCUAAGCUUUCCGACGAAUACCACCGCCUCGUCUAGUUUAUGUCGAUCGGCCGACGAAAAUGUGGUGGCUUUAGGUGGUGUAUUAAUAUAAUCUUGUGUUGUUAGUUACUGCGAUGUGUGUUUUAUGACUUCGCAGGGUAAUUGUGGGAUGAGUGAAAGUGGAAAUUAUGGUGUUAAAAGUUUGUUUGUGUAUACGGAGGUUGGGAAGUGGAUAGAUGUAUAAAUGAAGAGAAGCCAUGUACAGGGAAAAUGGAUGGAUGCGCCUGUUAACUGUCCAGAAUUUGUUUAAAAUUUCACUUGCUCCAGAAAUGUGGAAACAAAUUGUUUUUUUAAGAGCUUGUUUCUAUUUUGUGUUCUCCAUUCAAUUC